Messenger RNA from Adineta ricciae, 807 nucleotides. The record is from the annotation of a GenBank genome assembly. Lineage: Eukaryota; Metazoa; Rotifera; Eurotatoria; Adinetida; Adinetidae.
AUGUUUGAGAUCGAUGUCAAUUUAUUGUUAAGUUUAUUUUGGUUUGCAAUAUCAAUCGGAGUACUCGUACCCGGUUUGUGGUUAUUGUUUGAUGGACAAACAAAUAUAAGUAUCGUUAACAUCGUUCUUCAGCGAUUUUAUUUGUUUGGUAAAUUAAAGAAUGCAACGAAAGAUAAAAGAAAUGUUCUUGGCGAUGUCUCAAAAUCUUAUUUUCUUCAUUUUUAUCUUGUUGGUCUGCUAAUUAACGUUCCGCUAUUUCUUUUCUAUCGAUCCUCGUUCGCUGUCUAUAUUCUAUUCAUUUGUCACAUGCUCCGACGAUUAUACGAAUGUUUCUACAUUCAUCGUUACGGCUCGAAUUCUACUAUGAGUUUUAUUCAUUAUCUUAUUGGAAUUGUUCAUUAUCCAACUGUUGGUUUAACUAUUAUCGUCGAUCAUUACUAUGGUCAUAAACACAUCUCUUUCGGAUCAACCUGUUUAGCUUUAUUCAUAUUUUUAAAUGCCAGUUUCGUUCAAUAUCGUGUGCAUUCAACACUAGCAAAUGCUCAUCGCACCAAGACUGAAACGUAUCCAAUACCAAAUGGUUUCUGGCUAUUCGAAUAUUUCUCGUGUCCAAAUUACAUUGCGGAGAUAUUUAUUUACAUUUCAUUUUAUCUUCUCAGUUAUCACACAUUGUGCUUCAUAUCGCUGACCAUAUGGGUUAUCGUCAAUCAAUGUUUGUCUGCGUUGUUAGCCCAUCGAUGGUAUCGGCAACAUUACGGUGCAUUGUAUCCGGCAAAACGAUGUGCAUUGAUACCGUUGAUUUUCUAG